This is a messenger RNA of Leptopilina heterotoma, 1234 nucleotides long. RefSeq lists its product as uncharacterized. NCBI's taxonomy places the organism in Eukaryota, Metazoa, Arthropoda, Insecta, Hymenoptera, Figitidae. Gene Ontology annotation, biological process: lipid transport. Gene Ontology annotation, molecular function: lipid carrier activity. The record is from RefSeq and is a predicted model, not a curated record. Bases 110 to 1033 code for a protein of 307 amino acids. The transcript has 3 exons.
AUUUAAAUUACCUUCCUACCGUGAGGUCAGUUGUGCACAUUAUCAGUGAUAUAAGAGAGCGGUCGUGACCGGGAGCAAACAUUAAAUCCCUUCAUCAUACAGUGACAAGAUGAUUGUCAUUCUUAUACCGUUCUUUUUAGUCGCACAAAUACCAGUCGAAGAAAGUGCCUGGAAAUAUGGACCCGAAUAUACAUUUGAAGUGGCUGUAAAUUUGUCGGCUACUGUUGAGAAAAGCAUGGAAUUAGUGAAGUCCCAUACAAUAAAUACUCUUCUAGUUUGUCGACCAAAAAAUUCAGACGCCUUAAGUUGUCAUCUUCAAGUUCCCGAAACUUGUAAAACAACCAAUGAAAAGGAGCUUAAUAAAAUUAAUUGCACCAGUUUCAAUCCAGAUGAAUUUGAAAUUAAAUUUAAUAAAUCUGGUGUUGAAAGUUUACUGGUACAAAAAAAUAUAUCAAACUUACAUUUAAAUAUUAUCAAGGAAUUAGCAAAUCAGUUGAGCAUUGGCGCAAAUCUUUAUGAGAAAUUAAAUGAAAAGAAUUUUGAGGCAAAAGAAAAUUUAACAAUUGGAGAAUGUAAAGUUAAUUUUAAAAUCAAUCAUGCUCCAAGGGAGCAGAAUUCACGUAAAGACGUUUCAUUUAAAUUGGAUAUUUUACCGUUUCCCGAUAAAAUUUCCAAAGACAAUCUUGAAAUUGAAAAGUCGAGAAAUUUAAAGGAUUGCACGAAUUUUGUUAAUUAUGUGUGGGGAAAUUACGGUACUGGAAAUGAAAGUUUGCUUGCACCUGGAAUUGACACACAACUCGAUUCAGUGACGACUCGAAUGAAUGUAACCGACACAAGUUUUUCAUCAUGCACCCACACUGAAGCCGUAAAGUAUCUUGGAGCAGUUGCAAAAAGGACUAAACUUACGAUAAAAACAAAUGUUACUCUUAAAAAUAUUGAAGCUGCUAAGGAUAAGUUACCAGUUAUUUCAAAUCCUGGAACGACGCCAAUAUUCGUUAAAAUCAAUGUCCAAGAGCUCAAAACAAACCAAUAAAUGUUUAAGUCUGAUAAAAAAAAUAAUGGUGAUACAUUAAAAAAAAGAAAUAUCCUAAUUCUGGUAAUUUCGAAGGAUGUUUUGUAAUUUGUACAUUAGUUAGAAAAUAAGUUAUCGAAGAAUAUUAUUUCGCUAAUUUUUGUGAUUUAAACGAUGUUUCUGGGUUUAUCCUGGUCACAAAUAAAAAUCAUUAAAAAAAUA